This is a messenger RNA of Solenopsis invicta (red fire ant), 4301 nucleotides long. RefSeq names its product sphingolipid delta(4)-desaturase DES1 (gene ifc). Gene Ontology annotation, molecular function: sphingolipid delta-4 desaturase activity. The record is from RefSeq and is a predicted model, not a curated record. The transcript is spliced from 6 exons. Gene Ontology annotation, cellular component: membrane. Bases 1062 to 2027 code for a protein of 321 amino acids. Gene Ontology annotation, biological process: ceramide biosynthetic process. Lineage: Eukaryota; Metazoa; Arthropoda; Insecta; Hymenoptera; Formicidae.
UUUCUUAUGAUCGAAUAUAUAUUUAUCUCAUCUCGAGUGCAAAAAUUUUUGGGGAUUUCACGCAACUCGAACAAACCUAAAUUGUGCAAAAAAGUGCAACUAAAAAGAACAAAUCAUCAAUUCGGAGUCGGGUCGAAUCAAUAAAUUGAAUAAACGUUAAUAAAUCAUGAGAAAUCACGCGUAAUAAAUUAAAUUUGUAUAUCAACCUCUUUUAUUAUCUCUCGUUUGCUCUGUUGCUCCCGGACGAUUAUCUUGAAACGAAAGAGAGAGAGAGAGAGAGAGAGAGAAAGAAAUAAAAUGAGAGAAAGAGAAAGCUUUUUCGAGUGGGAGUAGGAAUUGCUUAUCAUGCACAAAUUUCCUAAAAUUUCUUCACAUGCGUAUGUGAUAGCUAAAGAAAUUGAUAUCUGCGCAGCUAUUUCACAGCAAUAAAUAUCUUUUAAUUAGUAUUAUCUCUGCGUACGCGUAUAACGAUGUCACGCGCCGAACGAGAUUACAGCUUGUUUUGUAACUACAUAUAGACAAGAUUUUGUAUACACAGAAUGAUCCGAAUUCAUCAAACGCCACUUUGAUUUUGAAUCUAAUAAAAACAAAGAAAGACAACAGUCAUUAACAAGUAAUCAGGCGACUUUGGCGACUCGAGAAUCAUCUGUGAUGUAAAUAAAGUAGUAAUUCUACUUUCCGGUUUCAAGUUUAUCUCAACGAGAGAUCAAGACAUCAAAUUGAGCUGAAUUUUCAAAAAUCUACAGAUUUCUAUCUUUUACUUUGCAACAUCUUGUAACUUGACUCGAAGGGGCGAGCGGUACUCCGCGUUUAUUUAACGAAAAAUAACUUAUAGAACGUGAUAUAUCUGGUGAUAUCUGGACACUCUGUAUAAUGACAAAUAGAAAAAAAGGGGGAUACGCCGGCAGUAUUAUCAGGUAACGUGACGAAAUCGCGUGUAUAUACGUAACGCUCGUAAAAACUCUAGCCUUGACCGUCGCCUACGAUACCAUUCAGCUUUGGCUAUAAUCGCUGAGAUUAUAUUUCAUCUAGCCUGUUGUACGAAAAUUGUCGUCGGAAAAAUGGGCCAGCGGGUCUCGAAGACGGAUUUCGAAUGGGUCUACACCGAGGAGCCGCACGCCACGCGACGUAAAAUAAUUCUAGAAAAAUAUCCACAAAUCAAACGGUUGUUUGGAUAUGAUCCAAAUUUCAAAUGGAUCGUCACUGCGAUGGUACUGAUACAGUUCCUAUCGUUCUUUAUUGUCAAAGAUUUGAGCUAUCCAAAACUCUUGCUAUUAGCAUACUGCUUUGGAGGUGUAAUAAACCACUCUCUUAUGCUUGCCAUUCAUGAGAUAUCUCAUAAUCUUGCCUUUGGACAUGCUAGACCUACAGCUAAUCGAUUAUUUGGCUUUUUUGCAAAUCUGCCAAUAGGAAUACCAAUAUCUAUCAGUUUCAAAAAAUAUCAUCUUGAACACCAUCGUUAUCAGGGAGAUGAAAAAUUAGAUACAGACUUACCAACAUUGUUAGAGGCGAAAUUAUUUUGUACAACUUUUGGAAAGUUCUGUUGGAUAUUAUUACAACCGUUUUUCUAUGCAUUCCGACCUCUUGUAACGUAUCCAAAAAUACCAACUACUCUGGAAUAUAUAAAUUUAGUUAUACAGUUGACGUUUGAUGGCUGUGUAUGGUAUUUUUUCGGUGGUAAAGUGUUAUUUUAUUUGCUUAUUGGCGCUUUCAUGGCAAUGGGAUUGCAUCCUGUAGCAGGACAUUUUAUAUCGGAACAUUAUAUGUAUAAAAAAGGUUUUGAAACGUAUAGUUACUACGGUCCUCUAAAUUUCAUUACUUUCAAUGUUGGAUACCACAACGAACAUCAUGACUUUCCUGCAGUGCCUGGUUCAAGAUUACCAGAGGUGAAACGUAUAGCCGCGGAAUUUUACGAUAACUUGCCGCAACACAAUUCGUGGGUUUCUGUUUUGUAUGAUUUUGUGAUGGAUCCUGAAAUCGGGCCAUAUGCAAGAAUGAAAAGAAGGCAUCGAGGAUUAGAUCAAUAAAUUUUCUAACUUUUUAACUUUUUUAAGUUAAGAAUAUUAUAUAAGAUUUAUGCAUUAUUGCUAUAUGGAAUUGCAUGUUUAUUUAAUAUACAAUUUAAAAAUUUGCUAAUUAUUUGGGGUAAAACUUGAGUGUUACAUGCUGAGAAGCAUCUAAACAUAUUUUCUUGAAAUGUAAUAUAAAUUUGGGGAAAAUAAUUUAAGGAUAAUAUUAAUCUGGACAAACAAUUUUUCACUGUUUCUGUUAAGCUUUUUCCAUUUUCUAGACGUCUAUUUCUUAAAAUCUAGUCAUACUGUCAAUAACUUUUGAUUUAUUCGUGUCAUUUAAUAUGAGUUAUUUUUUAUCAAUCUUUUUUGCUCAAUGAAAGGAUAACUUAUCUUCAAUUCUGAUUCAAUUUUGAUUUCCAACUCAAAUUACUAAUUUUUUUUCUAUUUAGGUUGUAUUCAGAUAUACACAGCUAGCACUAAAAAUCUAGUAACAUGAAUUAUAAAUUUUCAUUAACGUGUAUAUCGGAACACAAUCCUAGUCGUUAAUUUGAUAAUUAUUAGCGUUUUCGAUGAAAUCAGGGUUUUAAUCGAAUUUUUGAGAGCAAUUAACACUGUUACAGUUCAAUCUUAAUUUGAUUGUAUAUUAUAUCUAAAGGAACUUCUAAUUAAAUAUGAGCUAUGUAAAUUGCACUUAUUGGAAUCCUGGAAUAAUUUAACCUGCGUUAGUCGAAAACGUUGUGUCUCGCAGAGUGAAAUGAAUCUGUGAUGCAAAAAUAUAUACUCGAUGUAAAAUAUACCGACUCUGUUAAACAAUGGCAUUGUUAUCUAAAACUUGGAUCUUGCUGACAAAUGUGGAACGGUAUAUAUAUGCCACAUAAUAUGAAAUUGUAUAUAUCGCUUUAAUAAGAUGUGCGAAAUUAAUAUGAUACAUAGACUAUUUGUCAAAUAAUUGUAUAUUUUUCAUAAACAAUAUAUAAGAACAUUGAAAUAGAAACGUAUAUAGAGUUUCUAGAAUUAUUGUAAAAUAAUUUACAUUUUAUAUUAAUUUAUCUUAUUGUUGCAAACUUGCAUAUUUAUUUUAAAAAUUUAAUAAAUGCACAGUGUAAAAGCGUAUAAGAUUGCCUAAAAAUAUAGGUUAAAAUUUUUGCGCGAUUCUGUCGUCACGUGUUACGUAGCCAUUUCCGGUAUUUCAAGUCGAAAAUGGUUAUUAGCUUUUUUAUUAUUAUUAUUAUUAUUAUUAUUAUUAUUAUUAUUAUUAUUAUUAAAAUAGGCAGGUGGUGAUAAAGUUCGCUUAUGUUUUUUAAAGAGCACGUAGUAUGGUGGUUGCAUCAGCAUGAUUAGGAUUUGAGAGAAAUAUUUAUUAUAAAUUAAACACAAUUUGCUAAAUACGUGCAUAAAUUGACUGUAUGUCUGCUGCAAACGUAUUGGAGAGCUAUAAGUUGGAGUGAUAAAUCGGAUGAGUGAAUGCUGAGUGGCUGAAUCUAUCUUAUAUGUUUAUGGGAUAUCCUCAGAAUAUCCAUAAGAAAUCAAUGUCGUUUCUCUCUGCCUGCGUUCCGAAAUUUACUACUAGUACUGACAAGUACUUGUGAGAAAUAUACGUAUAAUAUACGUAACAUGAACUAUAGAUUUUCAUUACAAGCAGUGAAUUUCAGAACGCAACCUUUUAUAUGAGACUCUAAUUUGAACCCAAGGGAUUACUUAUUCACAAAUAGAGUGCUUGACUGAUUUUCGAUUUCUUGUGAUUGCAUACGAUUUCAACAUAAUUUUAAAGUAAUUUCGAUUUUUCAUAAAUUUGAAAUGAUUUCGAACGACUUCGUAUAAUUUCAAGUGAUUUCAUAUGUUUAACCACUCCAGUGAGAAAUGAUGAUGAAAUCGAUAUCAAACCAACAUUGAUUUGACGUCGAAAUCAUCAUUUUGAUGUCGAUUCGACGUCGAUUUCAUUAUCAUUUCUCGCUGGGACGUAAUUUCCAUUUAAUUUCUUAAAAAUUUAAUAUUGAAUGAUUUUCUAAUUUUAAAUUGAUUUUAAUAAUGAUGAGUGAUUUGACUGAUUUCAUGAGUCAGUAAUCUCUUGUGUGUGUGUGUUUAAAUCUAUUAAUCUAAUUUCGUAUUUCAAUUCAUUAAAAUCCAAAAAUAAUAUUAUGAAAACAUGAAUCCAUCCGAAUUUAAAAUGACGAAUAGUGACAUUUUCGUAUUUCAAUUCAUUUGAAUAGUUCAUUGGAUCCCAAAAUAAUCAGACACUGUAAAAGCGCGAACUCGGAUAAAUGAAAAUAAAUUGCAAUUUUCAAUUUA